UGCAGCUGCACAAGCAUGGCCUACUCAGCCAAAAUCGGUCCUUCCAUCCUUAACAGUGAUCUGUCCUGUCUCGGGUCCGAGUGCACCCGAAUGAUGGACUGCGGCGCUGACUACCUCCAUCUGGACGUGAUGGAUGGUCAUUUUGUCCCAAACAUCACAUUUGGUCAUCCAGUUGUGGAGUGUUUGCGGAACCACCUGGGUCCAGAGCCUUUUUUUGACAUGCACAUGAUGGUGGCCAAGCCGGAGCAGUGGGUUCAGCCCAUGGCUGUAGCAGGAGCCAACCAGUACACCUUCCACCUGGAGGCCACCAGCAACGCAGGAAACCUUAUCAAGGAGAUUCGGCAGAACGGCAUGAAGGUAGGCCUUGCGAUAAAGCCUGGUACCACAGUGGAGGAGCUGGCCCCUUGGGCGGGGAAGAUCGACAUGGCUCUGGUGAUGACUGUUGAGCCUGGCUUCGGAGGUCAGAAGUUCAUGGAGGACAUGAUGCCCAAGGUGAGUUGGCUGAGGAGUCAGUUUCCAUCUCUGGACAUUGAAGUGGACGGUGGUGUGGGUCCUGACACCAUUCACAAGUGUGCAGAGGCUGGUGCUAACAUGAUUGUGUCAGGCAGCGCCAUCAUGAAGAGUGAGGACCCUCGCUCUGUCAUCUCUUUGCUUCGAAACGUCUGUGCAGAGGCCAUUCAGAAGAGGUCGCUGGAUCGGUGAUUUCCGGCUAUGGGCACUGCAGGUGUUGUUUGUCUUGGACUGUGAUAUGUGGGCCCAAAGUGCCCACGAUCCCCCACCACCACCCUGGUCAGGGAGUCCUCCACGAAAUAGGAUAGGCAAGUUAGGAUGGUGGAAGAGUCCCUGCCAUAACCUGGCCUCACCUUGAUUAUUGUAACAAAUUAUGUAAACAUUCCAAUACUUUGAUCACUAAUGCUUUAAGACACACUUAUGAAUAUUUUUUUUCAAUAAAUCCACUGUAAUGUUUCCAAUAA
This is a messenger RNA of Megalops cyprinoides (Indo-Pacific tarpon), 974 nucleotides long. It is a transcript of the gene rpe, whose product is annotated as ribulose-5-phosphate-3-epimerase. Gene Ontology annotation, molecular function: D-ribulose-phosphate 3-epimerase activity; metal ion binding. The transcript is spliced from 6 exons. Lineage: Eukaryota; Metazoa; Chordata; Actinopteri; Elopiformes; Megalopidae. The record is from RefSeq and is a predicted model, not a curated record. Bases 16 to 702 code for a protein of 228 amino acids. Gene Ontology annotation, biological process: pentose-phosphate shunt, non-oxidative branch; pentose-phosphate shunt; carbohydrate metabolic process. Gene Ontology annotation, cellular component: cytosol.